AAGGCUUGUACUGCGCAGAAGCGGAAUUAUCAUCGUGAAGUUGUCUGCUCUUUGCUGUCGUGGUUGAGUUUACUUUAGCAACUUGUAGUUUGAGUGACCAAAGAUAAUAUCAGUUAUCAUCAUGUCUGGAGGUUUUGGUCAGGAUGAUGGCUUCUUCCAAGGAAACUAUUAUGAGCAGCAGAGCACCGGCUACGACAUGGGGAGUGCACCACAGUUCGGACAGGACCAGCAGUUUGGCCAGUUUGACUACGACCAGCAGUACAACAAAGGUCAAGGCUACCCCAGUCCCCAGGCAGGGUACACUGGCUCCAUCAUGACCCCAGCAACUUCUUUCAAUGAGACAACGUCUGACAAUUUCGACGAUGAACCUCCACUGAUGGAAGAGCUUGGUAUCAACUUCGACCACAUUAUCCAGAAGACAACAGCCGUACUGAAUCCACUGAAGGGCACGGACCACGACAUCAUGCAGGACACUGAUCUGGCCGGACCACUCGUCUUCUGUCUGGCCUUCGGGGGCUUCCUGAUGUUGUCUGGGAAGCUGCAUUUCGGUUACAUCUACGGCAUCGGCGUGGUGGGCUGCGUGGCCAUGUAUGCACUGCUCAACCUGAUGAGUAUGACAGGGGUGACUAUCGGCUGCAUAAUCAGCGUCCUCGGCUACUGCCUCCUCCCCAUGGUUAUCCUCUCCUUCACCUCCAUCGUCAUCUCACUGCAAGGCAUCCUGGGUACAGUGCUGACUGUUGUGACCGUGAUAUGGUGUUGUCUGUCUGCGUCGAAGCUGUUUGUGUCUGCGCUGGCGAUGGACCAGCAGCAGCUCCUGGUGGCGUACCCCUGCGCCCUGGUCUACGGGGUCUUCGCCCUCCUCACCGUCUUCUGAACACCAUCUACACCAGCAACAACACGACAGGGAAUCCCUGCUCUUCUGAACACAACCAACAACACUGAACAUGACGAAGACACGUCUGUGACAAUUUAACUUGACCUUUUUAAAUUUUAUAUUUAUGAGAAUUAAUUAACUUUUCUUAGACAAGUAAUUGCCGCUAAAUUUGUACAUUAAAUGACUUGUCAGACUUCUGGUAAACAGUAUCUGUGCAAAACAUCCUAAAUUCUCUAAAGCGAUGGUGACGUGGGAUGUUUAUAUGCUGAUUAGUGCUACUUACCUUCGCGAAGAUUCAGACCAUGGUAGCAACUGUGGCCUCUCAAUUUGUGUUUUAGAUGAAUUGUCAGGCUUCUGCCAGCAUCACACAGAGCAUGUCUAGUCUGUAGUCAAAAACUCUUCCACAACGUUUACACAGGGGUAGUCUGAAUGUUGUCAGAAUCAUGUCUUGGUAUUUUAAUAAAUAUGUUCAUCCUUUUGAAUGUUAAUGCUUUUACUUCAAUGAACUUCAUAUGAAUAAAUCCUGUGUAUGGAA
Haliotis rufescens (red abalone) is the source of this 1409-nucleotide messenger RNA. Its product is annotated as protein YIPF5-like. Bases 122 to 874 code for a protein of 250 amino acids. Lineage: Eukaryota; Metazoa; Mollusca; Gastropoda; Lepetellida; Haliotidae. The transcript has 7 exons. The record is from RefSeq and is a predicted model, not a curated record. Gene Ontology annotation, cellular component: membrane; trans-Golgi network. Gene Ontology annotation, biological process: endoplasmic reticulum to Golgi vesicle-mediated transport; vesicle fusion with Golgi apparatus.